AUGGAACCAGACGGACCCAAACUGGUGCUCCGCAGGAAAAGCAGCGCUGGAACACGCAAGACCUUCGUCCGUUUGAUCGGUGAUGAGGCGGCUAGUCUUCACCAACUUUGUUCCGAAGCGUUCACCAAGCUACCGAACCCACAGAGUCUUCCCUAUUCCAAUGCAAGCAACGCCGUGCACCCUGGCUGA
This is a messenger RNA of Opisthorchis viverrini, 189 nucleotides long. RefSeq lists its product as hypothetical. Lineage: Eukaryota; Metazoa; Platyhelminthes; Trematoda; Opisthorchiida; Opisthorchiidae. The record is from RefSeq and is a predicted model, not a curated record. The transcript has a single exon. The coding region runs from base 1 to 189 and encodes 62 amino acids.